Molecule: messenger RNA, 2505 nt
Organism: Prorocentrum cordatum
Lineage: Eukaryota; Dinophyceae; Prorocentrales; Prorocentraceae
Source: the annotation of a GenBank genome assembly
AAGCAAUUUCUGCCUCGAGUGGACCCGUGGGGAGCCGGGAGCGCGGCCAUGGGCAAUUGCGCCGCCCCCGCCGAUGGCGCCGGCCCCUCCGAGACGCUGGAGGCGCGGAACCCGCUGCCGGCGCUGCGGCACGAGAGCGUGCUCACGACCGUGGGGAAGACGCCCGUGGUCAGGCUGAACCGCAUGGCCCCCGACGGCGUGAGCGUUUACGUGAAGUGCGAGGCGUUUAACCCCAUGGGCUCCGUCAAGGACCGGCUCGCACUGGGCAUCAUAGAGUGGGCCGAGAAGCAUGGCCAGCUCAAGCCGGGCCAGACCGUGGUGGAGGCCAGCAGCGGCAACACGGGCAUCGGUCUGGCGAUGGUUUGCGCUGCCAAAGGCUACCCGUUCGUCUGCACCAUGUCCGAGGCUUUCUCCGUGGAGAGGCGAAAGCUGAUGCGAUUCCUGGGUGCCAAGGUCGUCCUCACGAACCCGGCGCACAAGGGCAGCGGCAUGUACAUCGCGGCCAGGGCGCUGGCGGAGAAGAACGGCUGGUUCCUGGCCCGCCAGUUCGAGAACGAGGCCAACGCCUGGGUGCACUCGCAGACGACGGGGCCCGAGAUCCUGGAGGCCAUGGGGGGCACGCCGCUCGACUACUUCUUCUGCUCCUACGGCACGGGCGGCACGCUGAGCGGGGUGGCCCGGGUCCUGCGGGCCCGCUCGCCGAGCACCCGGAUCUGCGUGUGCGAGCCGGACUGCACGCCCCUGCUGCUGAGCGGCAGCAGGACGGAGUACAACGAGGACGGGUCGUUCAAGCACCCCCACGCCUCGUGGCGGCCGCACCUGCUGCAGGGCUGGGCGCCGGACUUCAUCCCGAAGCUCGUGGCGGACGCCGUCGACGCGAAGUACGUGGACGAGCUCUGCCACGUGGCGGGCAGCGCGGCGAUGCAGACGUCGCGGGAGCUGGCGCAGAAGGAGGGCAUCUUUACGGGCACCAGCGGGGGUGGCGUGCUCUCUGCCGCCCUGAGCUUCGCGGCGAGCAAGGCCCCCAGGGGCUCGAACAUUCUCGUGCUGCUGCCGGACACCGGGGAGCGCUACAUGAGCACCCCCCUCUUCGCCGACAUCGGGGCCGACAUGACCGCGGAGGAGAAGGAGAUAGCGUCGCUCAUCGGGAGCACCGAGCCUCCACCGAUACAGCUCCCGGACGCCACAGAAAGCGAGAUUCAGUUCCUGGAGACCACCAACAGAGAGAACAAGGUCGUGAUCUGGAGCAUGGAGUACUGCGAGUUCUGCUGGACCAUCUUCAGUUUUUUCGACGCCAUCAAGGUGCCCUACAAGAGAGUUGAUUGGGACUCGUUCGAGUUUGCAGAGAACGAUCGGGGAAACAAGAUCCGGUCAGCACUCCAGAAAAAGACAGACUGCAAGACCUACCCGCAGUGUUUCAUCGAUGGCACAUUCUUCGGAGGGGCUGCAGAUGCUUGUAUUAAGUGGAAGAAGGGCGAGCUCCAGCCCUUGCUGGAGAAGGCUGGCGUGAAAGUGGACAACUUCGGGGGUUAUAGCGGGGACCCAUUCGAAUUCCUGCCGAAGUGGAUGUCACAGAACCCGCUGCGUGACAAGUGAAGUAGGCGAUCGCGGAUGCUGGCGGUCACCACUCACCUCAUGUCAUCCUUCUCCGGGUAAUUGGAGCAAUGUGGAUUACAUGGGACGUGAUCGCCUGGCAUUUUUUGUUUUUGUUGCUUGUUUCUGUGGUUUCAGAUAGUUUCCCUACGCAGCACAUGUUGUACGGGUUCUGGACCAGAUGAAUUGGUCGCCCGAGAGGUGUCUGGAGCAGCCAAUGGUAGCUCUAAUGAGGCAGCGAGCGAUUUGGUUGCACGCGGGAUUUCUGCCGCAAACUGUUACGUAACCUAUGGCAGGCCUAUUGGGUGUACCGAGUGUCGUUGGCCACAAGGAUUUGCUUCAAUUUAUCGCGCCAGCCAUGGUACUCACACGAAGGCAUCGGAUGAUUUGGCUACCCGAUAGUGCAGCCUAGGAUGCACCCACUGGGGCAUCGGACUUCUUUUCUGCCCGCGGGCUUUUUUCGCAACCGAUCGUGCAACCUAUCGCGAAAGCUGUUUAGGGUCUCGUGGAGAGGGGUGUUUACAAUUCGUAGUAAGUCUUGAGCAGCGCUCCAUCAACCUAUAGACGCGCGGUGCCGACGCCACCUGAUCUGUUGAGCCACGUCACAUAAUGUAUCCUUGUAAUCCGUACAGUCAACGUGCGUGUCAGGAAGCUGCAGUGAACGACGGUUAUCCGAUCGCAGAAUGUUUCUCGUGACAUUUGAUUUACAUUAUCGCCUUCUGUAUCGUCCCUGCUUCUUUGUCCGAGCUCACAGUAGUUUUGUUGAAGCACGUGGUGGCCCGUUCUUGCCUGUUCCUUGGCAGUUGGUUUUCUCCAGUGCGCUUAUGUGGUCUGAUCCUCACGCAAUCAUAUUUCGAAGGGGUGCCAACUUGGUUCUGGACGACUUCAAACCAGCAUCGACUCAGAGGAAAA